AUAUUUGAGAAAGAAGCGGAAAAGGCUUUAAAAAGCACACUACUACAGUAUGGAGCAAGGGACUAUUAUAUAAAGGCAGGAAUUUUACACAUUGUAAUAGGAGAUCUAGUUAAUGCUAAAAUAUCAAUAGAUAAAUAUAGUAUGAAUGAUCCCCGUUUUUUAAAUUCAAGAGAAAAAAAGUUUUUAGAUAAUAUUAUUGAUGCAGUUACUGAACAAAAUAUAGAAGAAUUUGAAGAAAUUGUUCAUGAAUAUGAUCGUAUAACUAAGUUGGAUAAUUGGAAAGUUCAUUUUCUUU
Plasmodium reichenowi is the source of this 295-nucleotide messenger RNA. RefSeq names its product SNAP protein (soluble N-ethylmaleimide-sensitive factor attachment protein), putative. Gene Ontology annotation, biological process: intracellular protein transport; SNARE complex disassembly. The annotation marks the transcript as partial. Gene Ontology annotation, molecular function: soluble NSF attachment protein activity; syntaxin binding. Gene Ontology annotation, cellular component: SNARE complex; vacuolar membrane. The record is from RefSeq and is a predicted model, not a curated record. NCBI's taxonomy places the organism in Eukaryota, Apicomplexa, Aconoidasida, Haemosporida, Plasmodiidae. The transcript has a single exon.